Molecule: messenger RNA, 2457 nt
Organism: Pocillopora damicornis (cauliflower coral)
Lineage: Eukaryota; Metazoa; Cnidaria; Anthozoa; Scleractinia; Pocilloporidae
Product: rap1 GTPase-GDP dissociation stimulator 1
Biological process (GO): positive regulation of GTPase activity
Molecular function (GO): guanyl-nucleotide exchange factor activity; protein binding
Source: RefSeq, a predicted model, not a curated record
CACUCCUCUUGUUAAGCGAACGUUUUCGUCGAAGCUGUUUCCCGUGUACUUGCUAGUACAUCUGUGUGAUAUUUCAUUAUUUGUUUCGUAGAUUUUCAUUUCGAAUGCCUUUAUUUUCAAGCCUUGCCAUGUAGAAGUUUUACGGGGAUAAAGAAAACGCUAGAAUGAAUCACAUAUGUGAGCUGUUCGAGAAGCUCAAACUUGAUGUUGGAAAAACGAAAAAACUCGAUUUGGGAGUUGUCGAUUCCAUAUUCAGCGCACUACAAAAAAAGAACGAGAGGUUUGAUGAGGCAGCAAUUAAACGUAUCCUUGACAAUGUCGUCGCAUUGCUGGAAGUUGAUGAACCUGAAGGCAAAGCAAAGGUGUUAAUGCUUAUUGCUGAGAUUGCAAAAUCAGAAGAAACAAGAGUUCCUUGUGUAAAUGCAGGAUUGAUAACUAGCAUUUUAUCAAAUCUUGAAAGUGAUGAUCCAAAUAUUUUACUACAAGCUUUAAGAGCUCUUGGAAAUAUCAGUGCUGAAAAUGAACAAGCAAAGGCUACUUUGCUGGAAAACAAAGGAGCAGAGAAGAUUGUAAAGAAGCUAGGAGUUCUCGAGAAAAGCUUUGAUGAGAAGAGUGACAACAGACUUGAGUUGGCGGCAUGUGGAUCCAUGCUUAAUGUAGCAAGUGACAAUGAAGCACUAACAGCAGAAGCAGUUUCAUUUGGGGCAGUGCCAUUUUUAUUGAGCUUUAUUAAACAGAGUCUCCAUUGCAACCCAGCUCUCUGUCAGAUGGCACUAUCAGCUGUGUCUGUGCUCAUAUGUUCAGAGAAAGGAAAAGAGAGCUUUACAGAGAGUGAGGGCGUGGCUACUUUAUCAAAGGUGAUGCAAGAGUCUGAUGAUGAUGAAUUGGUUGACUCUGUGCUUGAAAUAUUCACUUCUCUCAUCACAGAUGACAAUGUGAAGAAGGUGCUGGUCCAAGAAGGAUUUGCAGAACAGUUGGCUAAUGUGGUGUCAACUUGCAAAGAUGCAACAGGAGAUGAGAUUUUGAAGCAAAGAACACAGUCUGCAGCUGACAUGAUAGUGAUGCUGCUUACUGAAGAUGAUAGUAUGAAAGGACUCUUCAGUGAUGGCAAUGGUUCUGUCUAUAAGACCUGUGUGUCUUGGCUUUCCUCAGGGGAUGAGCAUUUGCAAAUUUCUGGUUGCCUUGCUAUUGGAAACUUUGGACGAACAGAUGAAAAUUGUAUCAAACUUGUGGAACAAGGAGUCCAUGAAAAAUUACUAAAUUUGCUAGCACGGAGUUCUCACAGAGAGAACAUGGGAAGACAGCUACAAGCUGUUUUUAGUGCGCUAAAGAAUCUUGCAAUGCCAGCUGUGAACAAGUCUAAACUCGUUGAUAGUGGCUGCCUGGAUGUAAUUUUGCCUCUUCUCACGAACCAGUCCCCUUUCGUCCAGUUCAAAGUUCUUGGCACAUUGCGCAUGCUCUUGAUGGGACACGCUGAAGCGGCCAAUAAGAUCAUUUGCAGUAAAGACCACCUUAGUACUUUAGUCCGAUGUUGUGACUCCAGUGGUCACGAGGGAGUCAAAGCAGAAGCUAGCAGAAUGUUGGCGAUGAUGGCAAAACAGGCCAGAACGGCAGAGGUGUCACAACAAAUAAUAAAAGGCGGAGGACUGGCUCCUAUCGUAACCAUGGUAACGUCGGAACAUCCCAUCAUGCAGAACGAAGCGCUGAUUGCUUUGGCGGUGAUGUCAACAACUGUGGAUGAAAGCUAUUACCCUAAAUUCAGAGACAGUGGUGUUAUUCAAACGCUGAUGAAACUCAUUAAAACCAAAGAAGUGAAUCCACAGUCAUGCUACAACGCCAUGGCUGUCUUGGAGUCGUUUUCACUUAAAGAAUACUUUCGACGAGAUCUGGAAAUAGCUGGAUUGGGCAAGGCGCUGGACAAUCUCACAGCUCACGAAAACGAGAAUGUAAAGAAGAGGGCUUUAAUCAUUCUGACAAGAAUUAAGGCUCAAAAGUUAGUGGAGCAGGAAUAAGGGACGUUCUGAGAUAAACGUCCUUUAAUUUACGGAACGUGGGGCUUAAACUCAAAGCCUUGGACUGGUGGAUUGGAAUAGAGCGGCAAAAUUCAGCCUGUACUGCUUCGGGCCAGCCAAGAACGCUUAGCUUAGCCAUUCAAAGCUUUAGAAGUGCACCAUAUUUUUUUCGUACCCAGACUUACCACGGCCAAUCAGUUGUAAGAUUUCGGUUUCAGCCACACGGUAGGAACUGGGUACGAGAUUACACCACAUCUAGAUUGUGUGUUUAAUGUGGAGAUCGAACACAGAGGGAAUUUUUAAAAUUUAAAAAAUUGACUUUUUUAACAAUUAAACCUAGUAAGUACCAAUGAAAAAUGUCGUUUUCGAAUAGAUAAAUUUUCUGUCAUACAAGUUCGAUGGAAUAGUUAAAAAAUAAUGAAUAAAAAGCUACGUUUCCUGCUUA